Ailuropoda melanoleuca (giant panda) is the source of this 1774-nucleotide messenger RNA. It is a transcript of the gene TRIM58, whose product is annotated as tripartite motif containing 58. The record is from RefSeq and is a predicted model, not a curated record. Bases 114 to 1577 code for a protein of 487 amino acids. Gene Ontology annotation, molecular function: protein binding; zinc ion binding. Lineage: Eukaryota; Metazoa; Chordata; Mammalia; Carnivora; Ursidae. The transcript has 6 exons.
CUCCUGAUGCUGUAGGAUCCCUCCCUUCUGUGCCAGACCGUGAGGGCAGAUAGUGGGCGCAGCUGCGGAAGGCAGCACUGCUAUCAGCCGGGCCAGGCAAGGCCUGGCUGGCCAUGGCCUCAGGGGCGCCUGGGGAGCGACUGCGCGAGGAGGCCAGGUGCCCUGUGUGCCUGGAUUUCCUGCAGGACCCGGUCAGCGUGGCCUGUGGCCACAGCUUCUGCCUCCAGUGCAUCUCCGAAUUCUGCGAGAAGUCCGACAGCGCUCAGGGGGGCCUGUAUGCCUGUCCGCAGUGCCGGGGCCCCUUUGGGCUGGAGAGCUUUCGGCCCAACCGGCAGCUGGCCAGCCUGGUGGACAGCGUGCGGCAGCUGGGACUGGGCCCGGGGCCCACGGGGGUGCGCCAAUGCGCGCGGCAUGGCGAGGAGCUGAGCCUCUUCUGUGAGGAGGACCAGGAGGCGCUGUGCUGGGUCUGUGACACCACCCCGGAGCACAGGAGCCACCACACGGUGCCACUCCAGGAGGCAGCAAGGUGUUACCAGACCAAGCUCCUGAUGGCCCUGGAACUUGUAAGGAAGGAGAUGGAGGAGACCUUCACUCAGGAGGCCAACACGGGGAAGAAAACUGUCGUUUGGAAGGAGAAAGUGGAAAUGCAGAGGCAGCGUUUCAGGUUGGAGUUUGAGAAGUAUCGUGGGUUCCUGGCACUAGAGGAGCAACUGCAGCUGAGGCGUCUGGAGGAGGAGGAGCGAGCCACCCUGCAGAGACUCCGGGAGAGCAAGAACCGGCUGGUGCAGCAGAGCAGGGCUCUGAGGGAGCUGGCCGAGGAGCUGGAGGAGAGGUGUCAGCGCCCAGCGCUGGGUCUGCUGGAGGGUGUGAGAGGAGCCUUGAGCCGAAGUAAGGAUGUCACACGGCUGGAAACGGAGACCAUCCCCAUGGAGCUGAGGACAAUGUGUCGCAUCCCUGGGAUGAGGGAAAUGUUGAGAAAGUUCCAAGUUGAUGUAAAGCUGGACCCUGUCACAGCGCAUCCUAGCCUCCUCUUGACGGCUGAUCUGCGCAGUGUGCAGGACGGAGAGCUGUGGAGGGAUCUCCCCAACAACCCUGAGCGAUUUGACACAUGGCCCUGUAUCCUGGGUUUGCAGAACUUCUCCUCAGGGAGGCAUUAUUGGGAAGUUAUGGUGGGAGAAAGAGCAGAGUGGGGUUUAGGUGUCUGUCAAGAGACAGUGCCAAGGAAAGGGGAGACCACACCCUCUCCUGAGAAUGGAGUCUGGGCCAUGUGGCUGCUGAAAGGAAAUGAGUACAUGGUCCUUGCCUCCCCAUCGGUGCCUCUCCUCCACCUGGAACGGCCUCAUUGCAUUGGGAUUUUUUUGGACUAUGAAGCAGGUGAAAUCUCAUUUUACAAUGUAACAAAUGGGUCUUACAUCUACACGUUCAAUCAACUGUUCUCUGGUAUUCUCCGACCUUAUUUUUUUAUCUGUGACACGAUUCCUCUUAUCUUGCCAUCUAUGACAGAUGCGGAGUCAGAAAACUGGGCAUCCGGAGGUCAUCUUGACUCUGCUUCUAAUGUGAGACACGAUCCUUCCUAACAUUCUGUUCCUGAGAAUUUUACACCUAGCAAAAGUUCCUGGGGUGGAAUGAGGAUGCAAACAUGCUAAGCCCCAACAAAUGCCCCCAUUCAGAUCAGCACUUUAAUCCUUCUUGCUAUGGACAUUUUUCCAUCAGGACAAAACAGAAAAUAUUAAAUAUUUACAUUUGGAGGAGAAUUAUAGAAUAUAUAUAUAUA